AUGGCUGAUGGUCAUGAUGAUGAUGAAACGCCGGAAGUUAAGUUGGAGAAAGAAAAGUUGAGGAGGCAGCAAAAUAAUGCCAGAGAACGAGUUCGUGUACGUGACAUCAACGAGGCCUUCAAAGAGCUUGGGCGCAUGGUCACCCAGAGGUUACAGUCCGACAAACCUCAAACGAAACUUGCCAUCCUGCAACAAGCAGUUUUCCUCAUCACAACACUGGAGAACCAAGUUCGAGGUUUGCUACUGAGAUGCAUUCCACGUGGUUUUUGA
Messenger RNA from Helobdella robusta, 270 nucleotides. RefSeq lists its product as hypothetical. Gene Ontology annotation, cellular component: transcription regulator complex. The transcript has 2 exons. Bases 1 to 270 code for a protein of 89 amino acids. NCBI's taxonomy places the organism in Eukaryota, Metazoa, Annelida, Clitellata, Rhynchobdellida, Glossiphoniidae. Gene Ontology annotation, molecular function: protein dimerization activity; DNA-binding transcription factor activity, RNA polymerase II-specific; RNA polymerase II cis-regulatory region sequence-specific DNA binding. The record is from RefSeq and is a predicted model, not a curated record. Gene Ontology annotation, biological process: regulation of transcription by RNA polymerase II.